AUGUCCAGGAUGACGACCAGGAACGGGGGAGUCCGUACCACUGAUAAUGCUGCUGGUGCUACCCUGGAUAAGACUAAGGAGACCCCAGUGGUUGUGGACGCUUCCGUUUCCUCGGCUGUUAAGCGUACGGCUGACUUGUUCACGGAGGCCGAUAAGGAAGCUUUUCAACCUGUUGGGUCGGCACAUGAGGUCAGGGAGGCAGCCUGCGAUUUGCUCAACGCAAGCAACGGAGGAAAGCUGCCGACAACGGAUAAUGGCGUCAAGCCUGUUGUUCCCAGCGGAAGUACCGGCACUAACCUGCAUGCAGCGAAGGAUGCGGCGUCAAAUAUCCCACCGCAGGGUGUGGAUGACGAAGAGGACGAUGGUUAUCUCAGUGAUGAUCCAGAAGAACGCUACGAUGCGCAGGCGAAGAGCGAUGUCGCGCAGCGGGUUCGCUUCGCUAUCGUCCUGUUGAUCCCGAUCGCCUUCAAGCCGGAGACCACGCGUGUGCAGGCGACUCUUCGCGCGCUCUUCAACGUGUGGAAGAAAGACCUGAACAUGGAGAUUCAGGCAACGACGAAGUUUCAGGAGUUGUCGGCGGUGUUCCUGAACAAGAAGCAGUACUGGAGGCUGCAGGUUACCUUUGAUCGGGCUAGUGACGCCAACUUCGUGUGGAAGCAUGGGAUUGUGCACACCUGCGUUGACGGGAAGCGGAUCAACCUGGACUGGCAGCACCCGGCGGAUCCGGCUUACGUGAAGGCGCGUGCGGCUGAUCCGCUGCUGGUUGAAGUGUUGUUUAAGGGGGUGGACGCGGUGAUUACGCCGGAGAUGCUCUGCGACAUGCUGGUGAUGGUGAAGCUGGAAAAGCGCGGCCGCUCGGCUUUCAAGGAAGCCGCCUCAGUCAGACUCACAGAUCUGACCAGGCUCAUACUGAAAGACCCCGCCGUGGUGUUGAUUUCGACCGGGGGGAAUCGCGAGGAGUGGAUCUGCGUCCAGGAGAACUGCGAGAAGGCGAAUGGGGUGACCUUCGCACAGGCUGCGGAACAUGUGGUCUCUCAGCGGCACAGCGAUGGUCUGGUGUCAGGCUUGGCAACACGCAGCUCCAAAGCAGGGGUCAACCUGACCGCGGCGAAGAAGGAGUUCGGUGUGUGA
This is a messenger RNA of Closterium sp. Naga37s-1, 1131 nucleotides long. The record is from the annotation of a GenBank genome assembly. NCBI's taxonomy places the organism in Eukaryota, Viridiplantae, Streptophyta, Zygnematophyceae, Desmidiales, Closteriaceae.